This is a messenger RNA of Neurospora tetrasperma FGSC 2508, 1483 nucleotides long. RefSeq lists its product as uncharacterized. The transcript has 2 exons. The record is from RefSeq and is a predicted model, not a curated record. Bases 1 to 1236 code for a protein of 411 amino acids. Gene Ontology annotation, cellular component: cytoplasm; membrane. NCBI's taxonomy places the organism in Eukaryota, Fungi, Ascomycota, Sordariomycetes, Sordariales, Sordariaceae.
AUGGACGGUGAUCCCGUGGUUGAGCCGGAGCUCGACUCCUUCAGCUUGACCUUUCCCCUUCCCUACCGGGUUGCCUUCAUCGUGAUCAUAGCUGUUUGGGGCUGGGGCCUCAACCUUCAGUUCCUCCAUAAUCGCAAGAUUGACGUCCCCUCCUUAAUCCGGUACCCAGGAAGAUCGAGCCCAACCCAGCUCCCUCACCACCACUCGACAUACCGUCUUGCGACUCUUCUUUCGCUUAGCUCCGCUGUUUCGAUCUUUACAUUUUGGUCGUUUACCAGGCGCGAUCCAAAACGCGUCAUCGACUAUGACUGGAUUCCCAUGACCAACUUGGCAGUGACCGCAGCCCUCUUCGUGCUACCCCUGCGAAGACUGUCUGUCUCGCACUCCGGUCGACGUCGACUACUCGCAACUCUGCGCCGCGUCAGUGUGGGAGGUUUGGCUGAGGCCAAGGAUGGAAAGUUUGGGGAUAUCUUGCUAGCUGAUGUUCUCACCAGCUACGCCAAGGUCCUUGGGGACCUGUUCAUAUGUCUCUGCAUGUUCUUCACGCGGAAUGGGUCUGCUACUGACCGACCGGAUCGCAGCUGCGGCGGCACCUAUCUCGUACCACUUCUCCUGACGAUACCAAGCGCUAUUCGGCUGCGCCAGUGUCUUAUUGAAUAUCUGCGGGUGCGAAAUUCUCCUUUCAAGGAGUCCACGGGCUGGGGUGGACAACAUCUCGCCAACGCGGCCAAGUACUCGACCGCGUUUCCUGUUAUCAUUUUGAACGCCAUGUUGCGUAACGCAAACACCAACGGCACCCCAACUACGAGCCUGUACCGUGCAUGGAUUGUUGCGUGUCUGCUCAACUCACUCUACAGCUUUUACUGGGACGUUGCCAAGGAUUGGGAUCUCACCCUCUUUGCUGGGGUACAGGAACGCAAUUCUCCCGAUCAUCCGUUUGGCCUGCGGCGCCGCUUGCUGAUCCAUAAGCCCGUGGUGUACUACUUUGUCAUCGCACUGGAUCUGGCACUACGGUGCACAUGGAUGAUCAAGCUGCACCCCCAUCUCAAUACCAUCAGCGACUUCGAGAGUUCGAUCUUUUUGAUCGAGUUUUGCGAAGUGUUCCGGCGGUGGGUGUGGAUCUUCUUCCGAGUUGAGACCGAAUGGAUCAGGAACACUUCAACCGGGCUCGGCGUUGACGACAUUUUGAUGAGCAACUUCAAUACUAGGAACGAGGACGAGGAGUACGUGGACUAAGUCCCACUUGCCAUACCUCUGCGGCACUAACCAUCAGAACAUGGAUAUCCGCGUGUUGCCGCUACGGACGUUUGCUUUGUUUUGAAUGGAGAACGGAAUGCUGGAAAAUCCGAGUAUUACACGCCGUCACACGGUUGGUUUACAACAUCGGCGUUCGGGUCGUUUUUUGGUUCACCCACCCCAGUGAUAUAGAUGUACUCGCCAAAGGAAGCUCACAUAAAUCUACGACUAAUAGUGAUUCGGAUCC